GUACCGCUCUGAUCCAGGAGAAUUUGCGCCUUCCACCGCAUGACAAGUAGAUGAGGAGUAGCCCAGCAGGGGCUGUAGAAACUCAUCCUGCGCUGGCGGAUCGUCGACAGCCUUGCCGCCAUUCGUAAUCGUGAUGAAGCAGGCUCACCAGUGCCAGUCUGACAGCAGAAGGAGGACUGGAGUGCAGCGCCAGCAUCUCGCACUCUCACUAGCAGCAAGCCUCCUUCUGUUUUCGGGGCUCACAGCAGCGCAGUCUCCAUCGCCCAGGAGUCCAGGCCAGUAUGUAGUGGGAGACUCAGGAUGGGGCACUGGGCUGUGGAACACGCCCACCCCCACACCAGCGUCAGGCACCCUAGGAAACAGCGGCACAAACUCAGCUUCACCAUCCAGCAGCGCUGGAACACUCUCAAACUCAGCCCUGUUUGGGUCAGCUGCGCCCCCACAGGCUCCAUCCUCACCUGCGCAAACGCCUGCAGCCACGCCAGCUGCAACCCCAGCUGCAACCCCAGCUGCAACUCCUGCAGCAACUCCUGCAGCAACUCCUGCAGCAACUCCUGCAGCAACCCCCGCUGCAACUGUGGCUGCCACCCCUGCCCCCACACCGGCAGCAACUGCAGCAGCAACACCGGUUGCAACUCCGGUUGCAACACCCGCUGCAACAGCUGCGGCCACGCCUGAGGCCACGCCUGCGGCGACCCCUGCUGCCACUCCUGCUGUGACGCCUGCAGCAACUCCCGCCGCAGCUCCAGCACCCCAGGAGACCAGCCAGCAGGGCAGCAAGCCAGUGAGCUCCUACUCUGUGACGCCCUCCCCAGCGCCAGCCCCUGAGAUUGUGCCGCUGAUCACAUCGAGCGCCACGCGCACGCUCGCAUCUUCUCCCUCGUCGGGAGCCAGCGCGCCGGUUCAAGCCCCGGCACCCGCACCUUUUGCGGGCGCGCCCGGCCCGGCCGAGACGGUUGCCGGCGGCGCGGUCGCCCCCGCCUCGGGCGACGGCUUCUAUUCCAGCGGCUCCUCCGGCUCCGGCAACAACGGCGGCAGCAGCACCGCCAGCGGCAGCGGCUCAUCCUCAUCUGGGUCUUCCUCUAGCAACUCUCAGACAGUGGACUCGUCGCUGACGGCGGUUGACGCCACGAUGUACCUGACCGGCAAGGACCUGUGGCCCUUCACGGACGCGAAGAAGCAGAUCCUUGUCAAUGCGCUGUACGAUGACAUCCAGGUCAAGCCCAUCGACAUCCGCGUGACCAAGGCCUCCCUGGAGAACAACUCCCGCCGCCGUAGCCGCCAGCUGCUGCAGGACGCGAACAACACGGCGGCGCAGACGGUGCUGACCAAUGUGCAGCUGGACCCCGGCUCUGCGGAGUACCUGCAGCCGGUCAUCAGCAACGUCACCAACAUCACAAUGCUCACCAGCACCCUUGCGGAGUCGUGCCAGUCCAUGGGCCUGGACGUGCAGAGUGUGGUGCUCCUGGCCACGGUGCCAAUCGUGCCAGUGCCAAUCUCACUCAACUACACUGUUGGCUAUAUCGUGGGCCCCGUGCUGGCUGUGCUGGCGAUCUUCGCCUUCUUCGGCACGCUGUUCUUCCUGCACCUGGAGAAGGAGGGCGACCUGCGCGCCAGCAGGGGAGAGAAGCCCAAGGCCAGCCUGGCGUUCUUCACCGGCCAGUUCUGGCGCAACGCCUUCUCCCCCGCGGCCCGCAAGCAGCGCGCCGAGGCGCGCACGGCUAAACGGGCCGAUGCCCGCGUUGCCAAGGAGGCCGAGCGGGCAGCCAAGGAGGCCGAGAAGAAAAAGAAGGCGGCUGCGGCGGCUGCGGCCCGGCCGGCAGCCCCGGCCGCCGCGGAAUCGGAGCCAGUGUCGCCGUUGGAGGCGCGCCGAGCAAAGCUUCCCAAGCUGAGCCUGCCGCAGACGGGCCGGCGUCCGAGCGAGGGGCAGACCCCCAAAGACACAGCGCGCACCACCCCCGUCCGGACCCCCCGCUCCCCGGGGGUCCUCUAUGUCGACAACAUAUAGGCGGCUUUUUAAGCUGUCGCCAGACAAGCUGUGUAUUGACGUUCGUCAAACGGAAAUAUUUGAUGGUUCCAGAUCUGGCCUUUAAGACAACUGAACUUACGUGGUCAGGCUUGAAUGAUUGAUCAAAACUUUCUCAGGCGCUCACUGCAAUUGCCGUGGUAUUGUCAUGAGUGAACCAUGCACAUGAGCGGUGGGCCAUAAAGUAUCAUGCUGUAAUGCAUUUCCGGCACUGAAGGCGUCAAGAAGGGUGCCAUGUUUGUUGCAAAUUGUGCACAUACCAGGUGUGCUUCUACUUAGGCAGGCUAUUUUAUUGUGCGCAGAAAAUUGUCCCUGUUUGACGUUUCACUAAAGUGUGAUUAUGUUGGAGUGGUGCAAGAUAUGUAUAUGCGUGGUAGGAAACAUGCAUAUCCAAGUAUAUACCUUGAACGUGAGUGUGUAACAAUCGUGAAUAAAAUUU
Coccomyxa subellipsoidea C-169 is the source of this 2465-nucleotide messenger RNA. RefSeq lists its product as hypothetical. The transcript is spliced from 7 exons. Gene Ontology annotation, biological process: muscle structure development; heart development; actin cytoskeleton organization. Gene Ontology annotation, cellular component: filamentous actin; stress fiber; adherens junction. The record is from RefSeq and is a predicted model, not a curated record. NCBI's taxonomy places the organism in Eukaryota, Viridiplantae, Chlorophyta, Trebouxiophyceae, Coccomyxaceae. Gene Ontology annotation, molecular function: muscle alpha-actinin binding; actin binding. Bases 134 to 2008 code for a protein of 624 amino acids.